This is a messenger RNA of Penicillium angulare, 1815 nucleotides long. RefSeq lists its product as uncharacterized. The transcript has a single exon. Lineage: Eukaryota; Fungi; Ascomycota; Eurotiomycetes; Eurotiales; Aspergillaceae. The record is from RefSeq and is a predicted model, not a curated record. Bases 1 to 1815 code for a protein of 604 amino acids.
AUGCAAAGGUCCUUCACCUGUUCGAUUAUCUUCCUUUGGGAGUUACUACUCUUGAAUAAUGUCUCUGCUUCGGCCCCGUGGGGCAUGACUUGGUCUGACGAUACAUUUGGAUCUGAUGGUCCCUGGCACGCUGUUAAAGUCAAGAUAGGCGCCGAUGACACAGUAAUAGCGAUGUAUCCUGGGGCAUCAUGGACAACCUGGGUUCUUUUGAACACACUUUGUAAAAACACAACGGAUAUCUCAUCAUACUGCUACGGAGACCAAGCUGGUCUUUUUGAUCCUGACAGCUCUGACACCUGGAAUGGUGAUUCUAUCUCUCUAUCCCCCGACAAUGCGUGGACAGACAGGAAGUGGGGUUAUACGGAUGCAGUCGCUAUGCAAACCCUUGCCUACCGGGCACUUGACUCCAUAGAUGUUGAAGGAACCGGAACGGCAGAUUCGAAUUUAAUUGCCGUUGAACAGGGGUAUCGAACCUACCCUGGUGGUGGGAUAUACCCUCUAGACGUGGGCGUCCUUGCGUUAGGUGGGCCAGACGUCAAUCAAACCUUUGCUGAAAAUGAUGGCCCUCCGCUGAACGGCACAUUUGUUACCAGUUGGCUUUCUGAGCACAACGUGAUCCCAUCAUAUUCAUAUGGAAUGCAUAUUGGCUCUGUCCAAUUCGGAAUCUCUGGUUCUCUCUACCUGGGAGGAUAUGAUCAGAAUCGAGUGAUUGGGGACAUUUCCAUACAACCAAUUGAUAGUGGAGAGCUGCCAAUUGAACUGCUUGACAUAAGCAUCGGAGUUGUGGAAGGCGGGUCGAUUUGGGGAUCCUCCAACGUUACCGGCCUGAUGGCACGAUCCAACACAUCUUUAUCAUCUGGGAUGAACGUUGCAAUUGACGCAACAAAUCCAUAUAUUUAUCUACCUCAGAGUACAUGCGAUGCAAUAACCGCCAAUCUGCCCGUGUCCUAUAACUCCGAGCUCGGCCUAUACACGUGGGACACAACCAACGAGAACUACUCCAAAAUAAUCACUUCCCCUGCCUAUUUGGGCUUUACGUUCGUCAAGGAUGAUAUCAAUACGGAGAGGAUUACGAUAAAGGUUCCUUUCGCUCUGCUGAACCUCACCCUCUCACCUCCUCUAACCAAAGUUGACACACCAUACCUUCCACUCAUGCCUACGGAUGAUACUCUAGUGUUGGGUAGAGCUUUCCUACAGGCAGCCUUUUACGGUGUACAUUGGUCACAGAAAUAUUGGUUUCUAUCUCAGGCUCCGGGUCCAGAUGAUAAUUUUAUCUCGAACGUUGUCAGUAUAGAUCCAACUACCACUACCAUUAAGGGGGCCGACGAUAGUUGGGAAAGCACCUGGACAUCCUACUGGACUCCCCUGACUUCUAAUAGCGCUGGUAACAAUUCUGCAACAACUUCCAACUCAACCAGCUCAACCAGCUCUUCAUCAACUUCCACCUCAGCUGAAGGUCUAUCCACGGGUGCCAAGAUAGGCAUUGGCGUUGGAUGUGGUUGUGCAGCCAUCGCGAUAAUUGGCGCUGUCGCCUGGCUUCUAAUACGCCGCCGCCGGCAAAGAGCCAAGGCCUCCGAAGGGCCCCCAAUCCAAGAGUGUACUGGGCCUCGGCUUGUCCAGCCACAAGGCGUCCCAGUAGAAAUUGCUACCCGCCGCCCCGAUAGCCGGCACGAGCUGGGCUAUGAUCCUGGAUUUGCCGGCUAUUAUGAAAAACAUAGCUCGGGGCACAGGAGCACAACCACAGAUCCACAUAGCUCUACUGGGAGAUCCGAGGGUGGUGAAAGAGGCACCAGUGAACGUUAUGAACUUUUUUGA